ACGGCAGGCCCAGCGUGCGGUUGUAGCAACAGUGCGCGUAACGUGCGUCUGUUCUCUUCGCUCAAUCCACAAAGAAAAAGGUCUGGUGGUUACUGAUAUUGACGCUCAAGUGAUUUGUGUCACGUGAUUCAACCAAGAAGCAAGUGUUUCUAAUUCCUCAAAAUGUGUGACGACGAUAUUGCUGCGUUGGUCGUUGACAAUGGGUCGGGUAUGUGCAAGGGUGGCUUUGCUGGUGAUGAUGCCCCCAGAGCCGUGUUUCCCUCCAUUGUUGGAAGGCCAAGACACCAGGGUGUGAUGGUUGGCAUGGGCCAAAAGGAUAGCUAUGUAGGUGACGAGGCUCAGAGCAAGAGAGGUAUCCUGACCCUCAAGUACCCCAUCGAGCACGGCAUUGUCACCAACUGGGACGACAUGGAGAAGAUCUGGCACCACACCUUCUACAACGAGUUGCGGGUGGCUCCCGAGGAGCACCCGGUGCUGCUGACUGAGGCCCCGCUCAAUCCCAAGGCCAACCGGGAGAAAAUGACACAGAUAAUGUUUGAGACGUUCAACACGCCGGCCAUGUACGUCGGAAUUCAAGCCGUGCUGUCUCUCUAUGCCUCUGGCCGCACCACCGGUAUUGUGCUCGAUUCUGGGGACGGCGUGUCCCACACUGUGCCUAUCUACGAGGGCUACGCACUACCCCACGCUAUCCUGAGGCUUGACCUAGCCGGCAGGGACCUCACGGAUUACAUGAUGAAGAUUCUCACCGAACGAGGCUACUCCUUCACAACAACAGCCGAGAGAGAAAUUGUUCGCGAUGUCAAGGAGAAGCUGUGCUUCGUCGCUCUCGACUUUGAACAGGAGAUGGCCACCUCCGUGUCUAGCUCAGCUCUUGAGAAGAGCUACGAGCUUCCUGAUGGUCAGGUUAUCACCAUUGGAAAUGAGAGAUUCAGAGGUCCAGAGGUCAUGUUCCAACCGGCAUUCAUCGGAAUGGAGGCGUGUGGCAUUCACGAGACCUGUUACAACAGCAUCAUGAAGUGCGAUGUGGACAUCCGUAAAGAUCUCUACGCCAACGUUGUGCUGUCUGGCGGCUCCACCAUGUACCCCGGCAUUGCUGACAGGAUGCAGAAAGAAAUCAGCGGCUUGGCACCCAGCACCAUGAAGAUCAAGAUCAUCGCUCCUCCUGAGAGAAAAUACUCCGUGUGGAUCGGCGGUUCCAUUCUGGCCUCACUUUCCACUUUCCAACAGAUGUGGAUCAGUAAACAAGAGUAUGACGAAUCUGGGCCUAGCAUUGUCCAUCGCAAGUGCUUCUAAAUGUUCCACGACAGACAUUACCUUGCUCCAGUUAGUUUUUUGUGGUUACUUCCGGUGUUCUUGUUCAUAUUUUCAACAUUGAAUGUUAAACUUCAAAAUGAACAUGAGAAAAAGAAAUUGGUCAAGUUAAUUGUUUCAGAUCGGUCACGAAAAGAAUACAAAGCUUAGUCAGGAGUGUGCCAGGAUGCACUUGAAAUUUUUUCACAAACUAAUUCCAUUUUCAAUCAUUUUUCUUCCUUCUGAGAAAGUGUAAUUUUCACAAAAUGUCCAUUGAAAUGUUGAAGCCAAUAAGUUUUUGUUCACCCCACUGGAAACAGGCUUCCAUAAUGUGGAGCAAUCUCACUUACUGCAAACACAAACAUCACCAAUCAAAUUCUGAAGACUACUGAUGUCGGCAUUACCCCUAAUGUCGGCUUUUUUGCCGGGCACAAUUUUCAUAAGAUUACAUUUUUUUUUCAGAGGGACAGUAUUGCGCUAAAGGUUUUUUCCCGAGUCCCUCAGUGCAGUAAAAACUGAAAAACAGUGUAAAAUCAAUCCUGAGUAACACGGCUCCACUACUACCCUGAUCAAGCAGGAAUAGAAAUGUUUGGUCUAGGACCUUUUUGCUAACACUUCAACACCCUUGACCUUCCUUUUUGUUCAAAUGCUCAGCCUCCUGUCCAUAACCAAUUAACUUAAAUGUUCUGACCAAACUUGACUCACGCUGGAUUCAAAAUUCCCGUUGUUUGAGUUGAAAAAUGACUUUACAGUGACAUCGGAGUUUGCAUAAAUCAUAAGCAUAAAAGGUGAAAUUUAUAACCUCACAUACUGCACACAAUACCUCAGUAGAAUGAAAAUUGUGCUUCAAAGAAUACAAACUUUUUGGAUUUUGAGUUGGUUGCAAGUGUGAUUAACAGUUUUGAUUCAAACUCCAAAAUUUGACGGUGUUACUGAUAAAAAAAUUAGUUGAUUGCUAAUGACACUCUAAAUGAUAUUGCUGUCCAAAGCUCUUUGUAAGUUGGUAACGUGAAAAAUACAAAGUCAGUAAACCUGAAUACCUGUUCAGAACUAUUAAAAAAAAAAGGUUUCCUGUUUGUUUUGCCUGAUCCAA
Acanthaster planci (crown-of-thorns starfish) is the source of this 2383-nucleotide messenger RNA. Its product is annotated as actin-5C-like. NCBI's taxonomy places the organism in Eukaryota, Metazoa, Echinodermata, Asteroidea, Valvatida, Acanthasteridae. The record is from RefSeq and is a predicted model, not a curated record.